AUGGAGCUGACGAUCGCCAAUGCAAUGCGCAAGCGCGAGCAGCAGCAGCAGCAGCAGCAGCAGCAGCAGUGUGUGUGUGUGUGUGUGUGUGUGUGUGUGUGUGUGAUCACGGAGAAGAGGUCGCAGAGGGCAUCCGCAACGUCCUCCUUCAUCAUCACAUGGAAAGGUGGAAAGGUGUCUCUUUCUCUCAUUUUUUCUCUCAUUCGCUCUCUCUCUCUCUCUCUCUCUCUCUCUCUCUCUCUCUCUCUCUCUCUCUUGAGUUUUGAUCAAAGUCUUGAGAACGUGGUGACCGAGCGUCACCCGCUCAAACCGUACACGACCUUUACCGAGUUUUACACCCACUACGCCAGUGAGCACCGUGAUCACACUUGCCGCCUUCUCCACAUUGUGGGCACCAGCCUGAUCACCGCCACCGUCCUGAUCUCUUCCCCCGUCACCUUUGUGGCCAUGGGUCUGGCGGGUGCCGUUGGCUACAUUGCUUGCGGUCUUUUGGCUGCCGCCCCCUCUGGCAUUGUCGAGGGUGUCCUCAUGAUCGGCACCUUUCUUCUGGCGCACCGCAUCAUGACUGGCAACUACAAGAUGGCGCUCUUUGUUGUUCUCGUGGGCUACUCUUUUGCCUGGGUCGGCCACUUUUUCUUCGAGAUGAACCGCCCAGCCACCUUUAUCUACCCUUCUUUCAGCCUCAUGGGUGACUAUCGCAUGACCUUCAACGUCCUCACCGGUAUUGAAUCCCUAUAA
Molecule: messenger RNA, 738 nt
Organism: Monosiga brevicollis MX1
Lineage: Eukaryota; Choanoflagellata; Craspedida; Salpingoecidae
Exons: 8
Coding region: 1-738 (245 amino acids)
Source: RefSeq, a predicted model, not a curated record